Phytophthora nicotianae INRA-310 is the source of this 420-nucleotide messenger RNA. RefSeq lists its product as hypothetical. NCBI's taxonomy places the organism in Eukaryota, Oomycota, Peronosporomycetes, Peronosporales, Peronosporaceae. The transcript has a single exon. The record is from RefSeq and is a predicted model, not a curated record. The coding region runs from base 1 to 420 and encodes 139 amino acids.
AUGAGUCCUUACAAGGCUGUAUCGGGAUACACGACCGCAUCGGGCGCUCAGGCCUUGAGUACGUCUGGAUAUACUCCUCAACUUCAGAUCAUUGAUACUGGUUCAACCUCUUUCAGUGCGAUUGUCGGUCUGGCUCAGGGUACAUAUCCUCCCAGUCAGCAAACAGUGAUGUAUGCAGCUAAGUCCAACUUAGUCCCUCAGUUAGAUCCAAUUGCCUCGGUAGUUGUCGGCGUCAGUAAUAUUUACAACCUCUCGCUAAUAACUCCCAAGUAUUGCACACUUUCACGUCAGCAGGCGUUCUAUACGGUGGCCUUAUCACCACGUCACUCGGCCAGGGUAUUAGCUACGUACCAAUGCAGGGAGCAACAAACGAGCUCACAGUCGGUCUAUAUGAUCAGGACAUGCGCCCCCUUCAGAUAA